GACACACCUAAUUUUUUUGCAGGGUUAAUUGUCUGCUUAUCUCGCCAACGGAAACACCUCAAGAUCAGAGUCCGUAGAUUUGGACUUUUCUUACAUUUAUUACAGUUUAGCCUACUAUUUCACUCGAGGACAAAGACAUUCGACGAUAUUAGAUGAUGUGUUUAGUUUAACAUGUAUAGUUUUUAAUUUUGUGGAAUUAUUUCAAACGUUACUGAAGUGGAGCGUUUAAUUUAUACAUUUGUUUUUAGAUAAUUUUCUUCUCAUAACUUUUUUCUAUAUACUUGGCCUAGGCUACUUGUGGAUAUUUCAAAAACUUUGACGAUGACAGGUUUGUCUAUUGGAUUUGUUUUGGGAUCCACUUUGUUGUUCAGUGCAGUUUUCCAAGUAAACGCACAAGCUGUCACGAAUGGCGCAGCCUGCAAUAAGAAAUUCAAGACAGGCACAGAAACAUUUGUACUAGAUACACAAGACGCUGUUAAUGCAGGAGCCACAUUCAUCUCGUCCCCAACUGUUACUAAUGCCGACGAUUGCGUGAACGCGUGUUGUAAAAUCCCCCAAUGUAAUUUGGCAUUAAUUGAAAAUGGACAGGAGACGGGGUCGGUUAAGACCUGCUUCCUAUUCAAUUGUCUAUACCGGAAUGAAUACGUAUGCAGGUUUGUGAACAACGUUGGAUUUACAAAUUAUAUUCCGGAGACAGUUUAUGAACAACACCUUGGAGGACAUGGCUCUGAGAAGGAAUCCCCCAUUGCCAACGCCGGCCUGGAUAUUGUGGUCCAGCCCAACGAUUGGGUGUCACUCAAUGGGGUAGAGAGUAAAGCCAAGGGUGACAAGGUGAUCUCCAAGUUCGAAUGGAGCCUUCAGGAAGGGGAUGCUUCUGUGGUUAUACAUAAAACCGGCCUGGCUGAUCAAGUACAGCUGUCUGACCUUAAGCCGGGUGUGUAUGAGUUCCAACUGAAAGUCACCGACUCCAAAGGCCUAUCUGACACAGCCCAGGUCACCGUCCUCGUCCUCACUCCUGAACAGUCUGAUCAUCAAUGUCUGGUCCCCAAAAAGGUUGGGCCCUGCCGGGGCUCCUUCCCCCGCUGGCACUACAACGCUGCGUCCGAGGAGUGUGAGGAGUUCACCUACGGAGGCUGCAGGGGAAACCACAACAACUACAUCAGUGAGCCGGAAUGCACCGUAGCCUGCAAGGGUGUGAAAGUAGAUACCACAGGAAGAAUUGGUCCCCUUCCAACAGAAGUUGAGGUGUGUGGAGUCCCCUGUAAGCCUUGGCAGUUUGUUUGUAACAGCGGCUGCUGUCUGAGUAAAGCCCUAGAAUGUGACGCUGUGGCACAUUGCACAGAUGGUUCGGACGAGGCGUCCUGUUACAGACUCAAUGAAACCUUCUCUCGUCUUUUGAACGUUGAUGUGGAUCACAAAAAAGUACGUUGCACUGAACCCCCCAAGACAGGCCCUUGCCGUGCUAGCCACACCCGCUGGUACUAUGACCCCCUCAACAGAAAAUGCUAUCGCUUCACGUUUGGUGGUUGCGAGGGCAAUGACAACAACUUUGAGCAGGAGGACACCUGUUCCUCUACCUGCGAUGGCGUGACUGACAAACAUGUGUUUGCUAGGGGAAUGUUUGACUACCAAGCAGAUGAAGGAACUGAAUCAGCCUCUAUCGCUAUAGCAAUUUUGCUAGCACUAGCCAUUUUGGCUGUGCUGGCCGUCUUGGGCUACUGCUUUCUUAAGAAAAGGAAGGACCGGACACAGCACCAGCCAGUGACGACCCACGUCCCCUUUGAGGACAGAGACACUAUGGUCUACAACAGUACCACCAAGCCUGUCUGAACCUGCUGAGGUUUAGAGACUGGAUCUGGAGAUUAUGCAUGCCUUCAUCAAGUGUAGUUUGAAUACACAAACAAUGUAUUCUGACCCGACUACAGUAGCACGAUCAUUUGGUGUGAAAAUAUCAGACCGCCCAAUAAUCUGACUUUGCAGCUUUCAGAUCAUGAAUUUUAAUACUGUACAUAUUGCACACACACAGUUGAGCAUGCACGACAUAAACAGAUCCCAGUGAUCACAAUGUACAAACUAAAUGAGCAUGCAGAUGCAGUGUUUCAUUUAACCAGAGCUGCUUCUUCCAACAGAACAACCAGUUUGAGGUUUGCUAGUAAAGAUGCAUCAGGAAUUUUGGUAUUAGAAGUCCGCUAAAGUGGAAAAAAUCCUGUACAUUUGUGCAUUGUUUUUUAAGAUGCUGCUCCGUUUUGAUUUUGAUAUUUCUUCUUGGAAAAUAAACGUUUUUCUUGUUCUCAGUGGAAAGCUUACUUUGUUCCCUACUUUUUUUUUUUAUAUUUUACUUCAAUAUCAUCUUGUAUUUAUAGUAUAAAAUGAAUUGGAUCAUGAGGGAGGGAGGAAGAAGUUGGUUUUUAUUUGUAUUUUAAUUUUUUUCAGCAAUGCUUUCUUGCAAUUCUUAAAUAUGUUUGUUUGUAUAAACACAAACAUGUGCAACUGUACACCUUUGACAAAACUUCACAAUAAAACAACUGUUUAAUAAUA
This is a messenger RNA of Osmerus eperlanus (European smelt), 2538 nucleotides long. It is a transcript of the gene spint1b, whose product is annotated as serine peptidase inhibitor, Kunitz type 1 b. Gene Ontology annotation, cellular component: plasma membrane. Lineage: Eukaryota; Metazoa; Chordata; Actinopteri; Osmeriformes; Osmeridae. The coding region runs from base 322 to 1830 and encodes 502 amino acids. Gene Ontology annotation, biological process: epidermis development; epithelium development; extracellular matrix organization. Gene Ontology annotation, molecular function: serine-type endopeptidase inhibitor activity; protein binding. The transcript is spliced from 10 exons. The record is from RefSeq and is a predicted model, not a curated record.